AGUCCCCACCCGGCCCCCCCAGGGCUGCCCGAGGGACCCUCAGCCCCAUGGGCCAGGGGAACACCCAGCAGCAGGGUCCACAGGAGAGCCUUAUGGUCUGAACUGCCUAGGGAUAUGGGACAGAUCACGGGAUGCAGGGAAAAGCAUUUGGAAGUUGCAUGAGACUUCUUAUGGGAUGUUUGGAGAGGGGACAAAAGGCAAGGAAACAAGGGAUUCUGGGUGACUUGGGAAGGAACAAAUGUUGAAAAAUAGAGAGGGAUAAAGGGGCAUUAAGGACCAGUUGUAUGUAAACAGGGUCUGGUCGGUAUGCAUGCGUGCGUGUCUAGGGGUGAGGCACCUGGGUAGAGAGAGGAUCCCUGACCAGCUACUGGAUGUCCAAAGCCAGCUUCUGGGGAUCCGUGGGGUGAGUGAGUGAGUGAGUGAGUGGUCUGUACCAGAAGUGGAGUGGGGUUGCACCCUCAGGGGCCUGUAUACCCAAGUGUCAGCAACUGGGGAGACUAGUGGGAUUUGGGAGCCAGCUACUGGAUACAUCAGUAUAAUCAUAACAUAAAAAUAGUGCUAUGAUCUAACAAACAAGGAUUUACAAAUGCUGGAAAUUAAAAGUGAAAUUUAUAAUCCAAACCAUAAAAUAUACAGAGACAUGGGAAAGGCAAUAUAUCACUUUCUCUAUAUUUUGGGGGAAGUUUUUUAUUUUAUUACCUCUUUUGGGUAGGCUUCAGCAACUGUUCCCAGCAUAGAAAAUAUGUUCCUGAGGCCCAGAGAUGUGCCAGCUUUACCAUAGAGCCUAGCCCUCCUCUUAGCAACAGAGCUGGUGGUCUGGAUGUCAAUGUAAGAGAUGCCCUCAUACACCAGCAAGGAGAAUUGCUAAGAUAACUAUUGAGCAAUUUAGACCUAUGGCUUCCCACAGCUUUGGCUUGUUUGAAGUAUUGUUGACUAGUCACACCAGUACCAUUUCCAAGAAUUCCCUGAAGAGCUCCCUGCUGCAGCUAGAAUGUCAUUUUACAUGGACUUUGCUGAAGCAGGAUGUGGAUCUUGAUGACCUAGAGGAAACAAUAGGCGAUCAGAUCGAGUUUUUCAUAAAAUCCAAUGUCACAAAUUAUAAUCUCCUAUCCUAUGUAUGCCACCUAAAGAAUUCAAAUGAGGAAGCCCUGAGAAAUCUCCAAAAAGCUGAAGAAGAAGUUAAAAAAAAUCAUUCAGAUGAAAUAGCCAGGAGAAGUCUUGUUACCUGGGGGAACUAUGCCUGGAUCUAUUACCACAUGGAGAGAUACGAAGAAGCUCAAGCUUAUGUAAGCAAAGUGGAAAACAGCUGCAAAAAGCUUUCAAGUACUGCUCAACAGAAGAUUCAGCUUCCAGAGAUCUAUGCUGAGCAAGGAUGGGCAUUAUUAAAGUUUGGGGGAAAGUACUACGAGAGAGCAAAGAAUUGCUUUGAAAAUGCUCUGAAGAAUGAACCCAAUAACCCGGAAUUUAAUGCUGGCUAUGCAAUAGCAAUGUAUCGUUUGGAAGAUUUUUCUUAUAGACUAUGCCAAGAUUUAGGCCCGUCCCUCAAGCCCCUGGAGCGUGCAGUGGAACUGAAUCCAAAGGAUACUUUCAUUAUGGCAUUACUUGCAUUAAAACUUCAGGACUUAAUGCGAGUUGAUGAAGGGGAGAGGUACAUUGAAGAAGCAAUGCAGAAAACCCCCAAUCUUCCUUAUUUCCUGCGAUAUGCUGCUAAAUUUUACAGAAGGAAAGGAGAAGUGGACAAGGCACUGAAGAUUUUGAAAAAGGCCCUAGCAGUGACACCAAAAUCUGCCUUUUUGCAUCAUCAACUAGGUCUCUGCUACAGAGCAAAGCUGAUUCAACUGAAAAAGACUACAAGAUAUCCACCUCAAGAACAAGUGGACGAACUCAUCCGACUUUCCAUUUUUCAUUUUAAAACAGUGACUGGCCAAAAGGCAAAAUUUUUUACUGCCCAUAUUGACCUAGCAAACAUGUACGCACAAGCAAAGAGGUAUGAAGAAGCAGAAGAGACAUUUCAGAAAGCAUUUCAGAUAAAUAUUCUAAGCUGUGUCGAUAAACAACACUUCUACUAUAAUUAUGGCAAUUUUCAGCGUUUUCAUAUGAAAUCAGAAUCUGAAGCCAUUAGGUAUUACAUAGAAGGGCUGAAAAUUGAAGAAGAUUCUUAUCGAAGAAAACAGUGCGGAAAUGCUCUGAAGAAAUUGUUGGAACAGAGAAUUCAGGAAGGUUUAGGUGAUGCAACAGAUUUUGCUACACUUGGACUAGUUCACAAUCUAAAUGGUGAGACACAUGAAGCAAUUGAGUGCUAUGAGAAAGCCAUUGCAUUGUGUCCUGACAAUGAAGAAUAUCUGAGUGCAUUAUGUGAGGUACGACUUUCCAUCUCAAGCUAAAGUUCCCCAAAAUCCUUCACAGCAAAAAAAUCCCCAAACUGAAGGACAUUUCAACAGACUCUCAAAACUUUUUUUUUUUUUUUUAAGGUUGAAGUUAUAACCAGAUGAAACAUCUGGCGGCAUCACUUUCUGGUGAUAAUGUAGAAACUGCAGAUGAUUGUUUGUUUGUUUGUUCAUUCAACAACAGAGAGCAUGCUUGCAAAGACUAAGUAAUAGCUAAGCUAGCUUAGUUUUCAGUGCUAACGCUGAUAAAAAGGUUGUGUUUAAGUGAUGACCUGUAGAACAUAGAACUUCUAAGCUGGAAAUCAGAUCUUACCUUCUACUGAAAAAAAGAUAAGGGAAUCAUAUCAUACUAUUUCCUUUAUCUACUUGAAAGGCAUGCUUAUACACCAAUGGAAAUUCUGAUGCUUUUUCAAAUAUUUAAAAAAUGUCAUCUUUUAGUGUUAUUUAGAAAAAACUUUUGUUGAAGCCUUGUUCAGUUUAUCACCUUGUGUGUUGUUUAACUACGAAAAAUAACCACUGUUUGGCUAGUUCACUGGAAUGCUUACAAAAUGUGUGUUAUUGUUGUGAACUACUAAAGAGCA
Molecule: messenger RNA, 2968 nt
Organism: Haliaeetus leucocephalus (bald eagle)
Lineage: Eukaryota; Metazoa; Chordata; Aves; Accipitriformes; Accipitridae
Product: interferon-induced protein with tetratricopeptide repeats 5-like
Exons: 2
Coding region: 894-2384 (496 amino acids)
Biological process (GO): defense response to virus
Cellular component (GO): cytosol
Molecular function (GO): protein binding
Source: RefSeq, a predicted model, not a curated record